AUGCCGCCAUCAGCAAAUAGUCUCCUAAGAAGAUCUCGAUACAAUUCAACUCAUGCAUGCGAUUCUUGCAGAAGCUCAAAAAGCAGAUGCAAGAAGGUAGAUUAUAUCGAACAAUCUACUAAAUGCAGUAGGUGCACAGAACGUAACUUUGAAUGCACUUACUUCUUUCAACAACAGAAACGGGGCCCUAAACCUUCGAAACCUCUUACAUCUCCCCCUACAUCUCCAACUUCACAUAAUGCACCUCUCCCUAAACCUCCACCUUCCAAUAACACGCCUCCCCCUACACGUCCACCUUCCAAUAACAUACCUUUUCCUUACAAUGAUGAUGUGUUUGUUAAUAGUGACGAUUUGUAUGAUUUACUUCAUGAUUUAUAUUCGGAAGGAAUAAAACCUGAUGUCAAUGCUCGUGAUUUACAUCAGGAGCCAUGUCCAUAUAAGAAUACUUUAGGGCAUUAUUGUCACAUGGG
This is a messenger RNA of Racocetra persica, 470 nucleotides long. Lineage: Eukaryota; Fungi; Glomeromycota; Glomeromycetes; Diversisporales; Gigasporaceae. The record is from the annotation of a GenBank genome assembly.